Molecule: messenger RNA, 2549 nt
Organism: Chondrus crispus (carragheen)
Lineage: Eukaryota; Rhodophyta; Florideophyceae; Gigartinales; Gigartinaceae
Exons: 2
Coding region: 1-2346 (781 amino acids)
Biological process (GO): protein folding
Molecular function (GO): ATP-dependent protein folding chaperone; ATP binding; ATP hydrolysis activity
Source: RefSeq, a predicted model, not a curated record
AUGGACAUCAUCAUCAACUCGCUCUACUCCAACAAGGACGUCUUUUUGCGGGAGCUCAUCUCGAAUGCUUCCGAUGCGCUCGACAAGAUCCGCUUCCUCGCCUUGUCUAACUCUAAGCUUCUCGGUGAGGGCGAUCAGGCUAAGCUUGAAAUUCGCGUGCGCGCAAACAAGGAGGCCGGGACGCUGGAGAUCAGGGAUACUGGUCUUGGUAUGACGAGGGAAGAUCUCAUAAAGAAUUUGGGUACCAUUGCGAAGAGUGGCACUAAUGCAUUCUUGAAGAAGGCUGCAGAAGCGAAAGACACCUCAAACCUCAUUGGACAGUUUGGCGUAGGGUUUUAUUCCGCCUACCUUGUCGCAGAUAAAGUUACAGUGACGUCGAAGCACAAUGACGAUAAGCAGUACGUUUGGGAAUCCGGCGCAGAGCAAACUUUCACCAUUUUCGAGGAUACAGACGGCGAGCAGCUUGGUCGCGGUACCCGCUUGACCCUUCACAUGAAGGAUGAUGGCGAAGAUUAUUUGGAUGAGAAAAAGCUGGAGAACCUCAUCAAGAAAUACUCUCAGUUCAUCGAUUUCCCGAUCUAUCUCGAGACAACUGAGGAAGUGGAAGUUGAAGUGAAGGACGACGACGCGAAAGAAUCUGAAACUGAUGAUGAAACUGAAGCUGACCCAAAGAAAGAGACUGAGGUAGAAUCUGAGGUAGAAUCUGAGGAUGAAAAGUCUGGUGAAGAAACUGAUGACGAUGACAUCAAGGUCGAAGACGGAGACGCGAAGGAUGCCCGAGAUGAGCCGAAGAAAACAACUGAAACCCAGAAGGUCUGGACGCGCCUUAACGAGAACAAGCCGAUCUGGACCCGCGAUCCCAACGAGAUUACAAAGGAAGAGUACGAUGCGUUCUACGAGACCGUUGGGAAAAUGCCAGGUGCCCCACUAGCCCACACGCACUUCAAAGGAGAGGGAGAUGUUGAGUUUAAAAGUAUUUUGUACAUUCCGAGCAAGCCGCCUCUCGAAUUGUACAGUGGUGAACAGCAGGAGGAGAAAGAUGCCAUCAAGCUGUACGUUCGCCGGGUGCUGGUGACUGACAAUUUUGAGAACGCAUUAUUGCCGCGGUAUCUUGCUUUCAUCGUUGGCAUUGUCGACAGCGAUGACAUCCCGAUCAACGUUUCUCGUGAAAUGCUCCAAGAAAGUAAGAUUAUGAACGUCAUCAAGCGCAAAUUGGUCCGGAAAGCUCUGGAAAUGAUCAAGGGGAUCAUGAAGAAGGAUGAUGAGGAGCCCGAGGCAGAAGAAGAAUCAGACGAGUCGAGUGAUGAAAAGACGAACGAGAAGAAGGCCAAGCCCUACAUCCAAUUUUGGAAUAAGUUUGGUAAGAGCAUUAAGCUCGGUGUCAUUGAAGAUAGCGCAAACAGAGCUCGACUUGCGAAGCUCCUCCGCUUCCGCACUUCGAAAACUGACAACAAAGACCCCAAUGAUUGGGCAUCUCUCGAUCAAUACAUGGAGCGCAUGAAGGAAGAUCAAGAUCAGAUCUAUUAUCACUCUGGUGCAGAUCUCGAAUCCGUCAAGGAUAGUCCAUUCCUCGAGAAACUGAUCAAAAAAGGGUAUGAGGUUCUCUAUUUGACACAGGCCAUUGACGAGCACAUGAUCACGCAGUUGCUUGACUACGAAGGCACGAAGUUCAUGUCAAUUUCGAAAGACAACUUCAAAUUUGGUGAGAAAGAUCAAAAAGAAGAGAAGGAGAAGAACAAGGCUCUGAAGAAAAUGUACAAGCCGCUGACGAAAUUCCUGAAGAAGAAGUUGGGAGACAAGGUCUCCAAGGUGAGACUAUCAAACCGGCUCAGUGAUACAGUGUGUGUGUUGGCAUCGGACCAGUACGGUUAUUCGGCGAGAAUGGAAAUAAUUAUGAGGGCGCAAGCAUUCGCGGACCCCGACAGUUUCGGAUACAUGACGCCAAAGAGUAAGAUUAUGGAGCUUAAUGCACACCAUCCGAUCACAAAAGAGAUGCUACGCCUUGUAGAAAGCGGAGAGGACGAUGAAAGGGCAGCCGAGCUUGGGCAUCUUGUGUACGACACUGCGCUAGUUGCAUCCGGAUAUUUAAUGCGGGACAGUGACUACAAGAGCUACGCAGACAGAAUGUACAAGUGGAUUGGUGAGAGUGUUGGCGUGGAUCCGAGUGCGCCUAUAGUGGAAGAGUACCCCGAGGAGGAGAAGGCUGACUCAGAGGAGGAGAAGGCUGACUCAGAGGAGGAGAAGUCUGAUGGUGACGCAAAUUUGAAGGAGGCAUCUAGUAGUAGCGCAGACCCUGCUUCUGAAGACCACAGUGAGGAUUCUUCUGAAGACCAUGAUGAGUUGUAGUACCGUAGUCGAACAAGAGUGGAGGAUGAGGUAUUUAUGGCUACGGUUUCCGUCUUUUAAGUCGGAGAGGAGAUUAGCGGAUGUGAGUUAAAACCGAGCUACUACUCGUAGAGAGCGCAGAGGAAGAGAUUGCUCGAUUCACGUCAUGAGGCACUGAACAUAAACUUUUCGAGGUCCUAAGUUGUUGAGACGCAGGCGUGCCG